This is a messenger RNA of Engraulis encrasicolus (European anchovy), 3418 nucleotides long. RefSeq names its product eukaryotic translation initiation factor 4E family member 3 (gene eif4e3). The transcript has 7 exons. Gene Ontology annotation, molecular function: translation initiation factor activity; RNA 7-methylguanosine cap binding. Gene Ontology annotation, cellular component: eukaryotic translation initiation factor 4F complex. The record is from RefSeq and is a predicted model, not a curated record. Gene Ontology annotation, biological process: translational initiation. NCBI's taxonomy places the organism in Eukaryota, Metazoa, Chordata, Actinopteri, Clupeiformes, Engraulidae. The coding region runs from base 208 to 879 and encodes 223 amino acids.
ACCUCCUCGCUCAUACCAAGAGAGAGAGAGAGCGCGCGAUAGAGCAGCUGAUAUUUGUUGUUGUUGUGACGGUGACGCGGCAGACCGACCGACCAAGCAAGCGGCGGCAAAUGAGUCAGCAACGAUAGCGGUAUUUUUUUCUUCCGACGUGAACAUUUGGGUCUCAAAGGAUUCCAACAAUCUGUAAUUACCACGUCUUUUACGAAAAUGGCGGUUCCUGCAGCACACAGCCUGCAGUUGAACACAACGAGACAAAGCCCCGUCAACUCUUCAGAAAACAGCAUUGACAUCGACGAAAAAGAUUUGGAAAACAUAACGCAUAGCGAAGAGGACGGCACUUCCCUACCUUUGCAUUCUCCCUGGACAUUUUGGCUUGAUAGGUCAUUACCAGGUACUACGGCAGCUGAAUGUGAAUCGAAUCUAAAGAAGAUCUACACAGUGCACAGCGUCCAGAGUUUCUGGAGCGUUUAUAACAACAUUCCCCCCGUGACGGGUCUGCCCCUACGCUGCAGUUACCACCUAAUGAGGGGGGAGAGGAGGCCACUCUGGGAAGAAGAGCUAAAUGCUAAAGGAGGUGUUUGGAAGAUGAAAGUACCCAAAGAAAGCACUUCCGCAGUAUGGAAGGAGUUGCUAUUGGCCACUAUUGGGGAGCAGUUUGCGGAUUAUUGUGCAUCAGAGGAUGAAGUGGUUGGAGUCAGUGUUAGUGUGCGGGACAGAGAAGACGUCGUUCAAGUCUGGAAUGGAAACGCUUCUUUUGCCAAUGAAGCCAACAUACUAGGAAGAAUCUAUGAACUUCUCCCACAGAUAACUUUUAAAGCAGUAUUUUAUAAGCCACAUGAGGAGCACCAUGCUUUUGAAGGAGGACGCUCAAGACAUUAACAGGCUUCUUGCACAUUCAGCAUUUUUCCCCUCCGUUUUUUUGUUUUUUUUGCAUUUUUAUGGAUGGUUAAAGGAAAGAUGGACUGAAUUAUUUUCUCCCGACUCCUCUCCCAAGAACACUACUGUCUAAAUGUGUAAGUUGUCUGCUAUCACCGCCAUCGUCCUGGGAAAUCAGGGAAAAAAGCAACAAAAUGUUACAGCUUCUUUUUUCAGGUCUUUCUCAUUGGCUUUUUUUAAGUUGAUGAAAACUUUUUGUCUUUUUAUCAGCAAUACCGAAAAGGAGAGAUAGAGAGAGAGUGAGCAUUCGACAGUAGCACAUGUAGUAUUUUUUUAUUCCACUAGGGGGAGCGCUCCAUACUUUUUUCCCAGCGUUGUCAUCGCUUCAGGGUAGUUCAGUGUGUUGUAGGCUCUCUCGGCUGCUUCAAAACGUCCCGUAGGUGCAUGACGGACAUCGGUGUCUGAGACAUCAGUGUCCCUCUGUGCUCUCUGUGAUCCUGCCCUCUCUGCAGUCAAGAGAAUUCCUGUGCAGUCAGUUCUCAAUUUUGCAUUGAAUUGUAAUUUUUGUUGUUAUACACUUUCUUUACUUUUUUUCCUUUUCUUUUUUUUACUGCAAGAUAUUGCACAAACAUCCAUUCAUGGUAUGCCAGGGGAACGUAGUCAGUCAGUCAGCCAGCCAGCCAGCCAGCCAGCAAUUGACCCACUAAGAGAGAUAUAAUGUGGCAGUUUAGCUGCUCUACAAAGUUGGCGAAAGCUAUGACACCCAGGGCAGCUAAGGUGGAUUAAGUUUAGGUUGAGUUAGGUGUAGAUUAAGAUUUAGGUUUAGGUUUUAUGGAGAGUGUGCUUUGGGACAUGAACGCUCUGAAAGCCAGUGUACAAGUAUAUCCGCCUGUAUGCUGGAAUGCUCUGUUAGCAAGCCUGCCUCACUGUUAUGUAGUCUAUAAUAUUUUUUUACCACUAAUUUGAUCGAAUGUUGAAAAUAACCCAUGUGGUAAAAGUGUUUUAAUCAUGAGCUCAUUUUAUUUUUUAACAAGAGAAUCCAUAGAUCACCAUCACACAAAGACUUGGCAUUAAAAGGCUGUAUUUGUAUUGUCUUUAGACUAGUUCACUGUUGCCAUUGACAGCCGAAAGCAGUAUGAUCAAUGUAGAUACUGCUCACUGCAUCAUUUCUCAUAGCGCUGCGUUUUGUAUACUGUGGGUAGUACAGAAUGAUAGGAGACCACCUUACUCGACUAAAAAAAUGUUAGUACCUACAACCCAUGUGUACACUAUUUUGUACAUGGUAGGGUUUUUUUUCUGCCUUUACUUUUUGGCCAAAUGCCAAACGUGUGUUCUUUUCUUUUGUUCCCGCUUUUGUCUUCUCACACAGUGGGUCUAUCCCUCAUUCUGUGCGCUCUCGUACUGUGGUUUAAUUAUGGGCUUUAUUGCUUGUGUUGUUGUUUGUGAGUUGUUGGGGACGUGUGUGGGCAUUUAUGACCAGGGAAGCAGACAGCGGGGACAAAAAAGGGUUCAGGUGUCCCGGGCCCAAUGGAGAGAGAGAAAGGGGUCCCAGAAUUGGGUCCUCAUUUACAUUGUAUGUAUUGGGUGUUAGGGGCCUUCGGAAUGGUUUUGUCCUGGGCCCAGCAAAAGCUGCCAGGGGCCCUGUUUUUGACUGUGCUGGUAGUGCUAGUGGAGACUGGGCAAAGCAUGAGCUGUUGUUUCUCUGAAACCAAAGACACUGUUCUUGCCCUCUCGCCCCUUCUCACGCAAACCUCUUUUUUAUACUCCUAUUGUUUCUGUAUUUCUCGUUUUAUUUCUUUGUUUGUGUCUUUCUUUUUUUGUCUUUUCCGGUUUAUUUGUUGAGGUGGGCAAAGAACUGCACAUAAAAAAACAAUGACUGUACCUUUUGCCCUGGAGGUGUUGAUGUUGAGAAGAGGGAGUUGCGAUUGUGAAGACACCAUUUUAGUUGUUGGCGUUAAGUUGCCUCUUGCGCUGAGUUUUUAAACGGCUUUUAUUUCAACCAUUUAUUCCAUCAUCCCAUAUACAGUCAGUUCACUUGUUGUACAAAAAAGGGUUUUGGAAUAGGCUACCUGUUGGCAUAGAUAUGGUGGGAAAAUCAGAAAGGCCUGUGCUAGUGGUUCAGGUAAAAAAAAAUGUAUGUGAAAAUGCACUAAAAGCACAAUUAUGUCACAAAGCUCGCCAUGUUUUUUUUAGGCAAGAGAAGGAAAGCAAGCACCUCUUUACACGACUCUGCUCUACUUUCUCCUGAAUUGCAGCCUUUUCUUAUGAUGUGGUAUCUUUUUACAAGACAAGAGUACUGAAAUUAAUGUCUUUAUUUUUCUGAGUACAUGGUGGUGAAUCCGGCCGGGGCUCACGGUCAUCAGCUGCGAGCUCCAAAGCGAUUGGUCAUCCUCUGGAAUGGUGCCUUGUGUUUCUCCCAGGGUUUCUGUCAUAGAAUGUUUUUCAGUUUUAUUUCAAUGUAUUUAAUCAGUUAUAAAAUUGAAAUAUUUUUGCCUAUAGGUUUUGAUCUAUUGAUUUAAAUAAAAAAUGAACAUAACUGUAA